Clunio marinus is the source of this 225-nucleotide messenger RNA. The record is from the annotation of a GenBank genome assembly. Lineage: Eukaryota; Metazoa; Arthropoda; Insecta; Diptera; Chironomidae.
AUGAAUUAUUUAAAUACAAAUAAUUUUAUAUUUGUUUUUCGUAGUCAUUUUGAGGCGGGUUCACAGUCACGUUAUGAAUUAGGCAAAACAAACAAACUGAUGAAAUAUCUGAUAAAAAUGUCACAAAUCAGAUUUGUUGCUUUACCAAAUAAACAUCAAAAUAUUAUUUCAAAAAUUUCAGGACUAUUUACAACAUUGAAUAUUCCAAUUUUAGUUAUUGUUUAG